Messenger RNA from Mastomys coucha (southern multimammate mouse), 4654 nucleotides. It is a transcript of the gene Arhgef10l, whose product is annotated as Rho guanine nucleotide exchange factor 10 like. The record is from RefSeq and is a predicted model, not a curated record. The transcript has 30 exons. NCBI's taxonomy places the organism in Eukaryota, Metazoa, Chordata, Mammalia, Rodentia, Muridae. Gene Ontology annotation, biological process: SREBP signaling pathway; actin cytoskeleton organization; positive regulation of stress fiber assembly. The coding region runs from base 298 to 4146 and encodes 1282 amino acids. Gene Ontology annotation, cellular component: cytosol. Gene Ontology annotation, molecular function: guanyl-nucleotide exchange factor activity; protein binding.
AGUGGAUCAGACCUGAGGCUCUUGCUCACUCCACCGGCAGCUUCCCCACCAGAUGCUUGCCCGUUGGUGGAGCCUGCCCCGGUCACUGGCAUCUUCUCCCGUGAGGACCACAGUUGGACUGUGUGCGAUCCAGGAAACCCACAGACGUGUGAGCUGAGGGGAAGGGACACAUUGGAACCCAGAGGUGACCCUCUUACCCCCAGGGGGAGCCAAGGAGCCAGAGGGGUCCCAGCUUUCCAGAUCCUCUUCUUCAGGCGAGCAUCGAGGACGGUGGUAGACUGAGCUGGACCCUGUCUGAUGGCUUCCUCGAACCCUCCUCCACAGCCUGCCAUAGGAGAUCCCCUGGCUCCCAGAGCUCCAGGCCCCUCCCCCGAGGUGGAGGAGGACUCCGGCGAAGCCUUUGAGUUUGAUGACAGUGAUGAGGAGGAGGACACCAACUCUGGUCUGGUUGUCCCCGGCCUUGCCCCUGAGAGGGACACAGAGCCCUCGCUGAUCUGCUUUGACACCGUCCCCAGCUCAGCAGAUCUGGACCCAGUGGCUGCACCGCCCCAGACAGAGGCACCCACUGUGGUCAGCAAUGGGGAUGCAGUGGGUGCGGCGAUCUCUGGGGUCCGGCGUUCCAGCUGGAAGCGGAAGAGUUCACGUCGUAUUGACCGGUUCACUUUCCCCGCCCUCGAGGAAGAUGUGAUUUAUGACGACGUCCCCUGUGAGAGCCCAGACGCCCAUCAGCCCGGGGCCGAGCGGGGCCAGCUUUACGAGGAUGUGCACCGUGCCGGAGCACCGCGUGAGGCUGAGGACCUAGGCUGGAGCUCCAGCGAGUUCGAGAGCUACAGCGAGGACUCUGGGGAGGAGACCAAACCGGAGGCAGAGCCCACUAAGCACCGGGGGUCCUUCCAGCCCAAGCUUUCUCCAGACCUGACUAGGCUAAAGGAGAGAUACGUCAGGACUAAGAGAGACAUCUUGGCUUUGAGAGUUGGGGGUAGAGACAUGCAGGAGCUGAAGCUCAAGUGCGAUUGUAAGAUGACCCAGCUCAUGAAGGCCGCCAAGAGCGGGACCAGGGAUGGGCUGGAGAAGACCCGGAUGGCCGUCAUGCGAAAAGUCUCCUUUUUGCAUAGGAAAGAUGUCCUCGGUGACUCGGAAGAAGAAGAUAUGGGGCUCCUAGAGGUUGGUGUGACAGACAUCAAACCUCCCGCACCAGAGCUGGGCCCCAUGCCGGAUGGCUUAAGUCCUCAGCAGGUGGUCCGGAGACACAUCCUGGGCUCCAUUGUGCAGAGCGAAGGCAGCUACGUGGAGUCGCUGAAGCGGAUACUCCAGGAUUACCGUAACCCACUAAUGGAGAUGGAACCCAAGGCACUGAGCGCCCGCAAGUGCCAGGUGGUGUUCUUCAGAGUGAAGGAGAUUCUACAUUGUCACUCCAUGUUCCAGAUUGCUUUGUCCUCCAGAGUGGCCGAGUGGGACUCCACAGAGAAGAUCGGAGACCUCUUUGUGGCUUCAUUCUCCAAGUCCAUGGUCUUAGACGUAUACAGUGACUAUGUGAACAACUUCACCAACGCCAUGUCCAUCAUCAAGAAGGCCUGUCUCACCAAGCCGGCGUUCCUCGAGUUCCUCAAGCGUCGGCAGGUGUGCAGUACGGACCGAGUCACCCUCUAUGGGCUUAUGGUGAAACCUGUUCAGAGAUUUCCACAGUUCAUCCUCCUGCUCCAGGACAUGCUGAAGAACACUCCCAGAGGCCACCCUGACAGGCUGUCGCUGCAGCUAGCCCUCACGGAGCUGGAGACGCUGGCUGAGAAGCUGAAUGAGCAGAAGCGGCUGGCUGACCAGGUGGCCGAGAUCCAGCAGCUGACCAAGAGUGUCAGUGACCGAAGCAGCCUCAACAAGCUGUUGACUUCUGGCCAGCGGCAGCUGCUUCUGUGUGAGACGCUGACAGAGACGGUAUAUGGAGACCGUGGGCAGCUGAUCAAGUCCAAGGAGCGCAGGGUCUUCCUGCUCAAUGACAUGCUGGUCUGCGCUAACAUCAACUUCAAGCCCUCCAACCACAGGGGCCAGCUAGAGAUCAGCAGUCUGGUGCCACUGGGGCCCAAGUAUGUGGUGAAGUGGAACACUGCUCUGCCUCAGGUGCAGGUGGUAGAGGUGGGUCAGGAUGGCGGUGCCUAUGAUAAGGACAAUCUGCUCAUCCAACAUGCUGGAGCCAAGAAGGCCACCACUUCAGGGCAGGCCCAGAACAAGGUGUACCUGGGCCCCCCACGCCUCUUCCAGGAGCUACAGGACCUGCAAAAGGACCUAGCAGUGGUGGAGCAGAUCACCCUGCUUAUCAGCACCUUGCAUGGCACUUACCAGAAUCUGAACAUGACUGUGGCCCAAGACUGGUGCCUGGCCCUCCAGAGGCUGAUGCGAGUGAAGGAGGAGGAGAUCCACUCGGCCAACAAGUGCCGCCUGAGGCUCCUGCUGCCCGGAAAGCCGGACAAGUCUGGCCGGCCUAUCAGCUUCAUGGUGGUCUUCAUCACGCCGAACCCCCUGAGCAAGAUUUCCUGGGUCAACAGAUUACACUUAGCAAAGAUCGGACUAAGGGAGGAGAACCAGCCGGGAUGGCUGUGUCCUGAUGAGGACAAGAAAAGCAAAGCCCCGUUCUGGUGCCCUAUCCUGGCCUGCUGCGUCCCCGCCUUCUCCUCUCGGGCCCUCAGCCUGCAGCUUGGGGGUCUGGUCCACAGUCCUGUUAACUCUCCCCUGCUGGGCUUCUCGGCUGUCAGCACUUCCCUUCCACAGGGCUACCUUUGGGUUGGCGGUGGUCAGGAGGGUGCUGGUGGCCAGGUGGAGAUCUUCUCUCUGAACCGGCCUUCGCCGCGCACUGUCAAGUCCUUCCCCGUGGCGGCCCCCGUGCUCUGCAUAGAGUAUAUUCCGGAUCCGGAGGAGGAGGCUGAGGGUGCAGAGGACAGCCGGGCAGCCACUGAUCCCUCAGUCACAGUGCACCCCACUGUCUGCCUCGGAUUGCAGGAUGGCAGCAUCCUGCUUUAUGGCAGUGUGGACACUGGUACACAAUGCCUGGCCACCUGCAAGAGCCCAGGUCCACAGCCCGUGCUCUGCCUGCGUCACAGCCCCUUCUAUCUGCUCGCCGGCCUACAGGACGGGACCCUCGCUGCCUAUCCUCGGACCAGUGGUGAAAUUCCCUGGGACCUGGAGAGCCCUCCCAUGUGUUUAUCUGUGGGCCCAGGGCCGAUUCGCACACUGCUGAGCCUGGAGGAUGCCGCAUGGGCCAGCUGUGGACCGAGGGUCACUGUAUUAGAUGCCACCACUCUGCAGACUCAGCAAAGCUUCGAGGCACACCAGGAUGAGGCGGUAAGUGUCACUCACAUGGUGAAGGCUGGCAGCGGUGUCUGGAUGGCUUUCUCCUCUGGUUCCUCCAUCCGCCUCUUCCACACGGAGACCCUGGAGCAUCUUCAGGAGAUCAACAUCGCCACCAGGACCACCUUCCUCUUGCCAGGCCAGAAGCACCUGUGUGUCACCAGCCUCCUCAUCUGCCAGGGUCUGCUCUGGGUAGGGACUGACCAGGGUGUCAUUGUCCUGUUGCCUGUACCCCGGCUGGAGGGCAUCCCCAAGAUCACAGGGAAAGGCAUGGUGUCUCUCAAUGGUCACUGUGGACCUGUGGCCUUCCUGGCUGUGGCCAUGAGCAUCCUGGCCCCUGACAUCUUGCGGAGUGACCAGGAAGAGGCCGAGGGAUCGCAGGCCGAGGAGGACAAGCCAGAUGGACAGGCUCAUGAAACAACCGUGCCUGCUCCUGACAGCCACACAGCUCGGGAGUUGACCCGCAAGAAAGGCAUCCUACUUCAAUACCGCCUGCGCUCCACAGCCCACCUCCCCGGGCCCCUGCUGUCGGUGCGGGAGCCAGCACCUACUGAUGGCUCAGCUCUGGAACACAGUGAGGAGGACGGGUCCAUCUAUGAGAUGGCCGAUGACCCUGACGUCUGGGUCCGGAGCCGGCCCUGUGCCCGCGAUGCCCACCGCAAGGAGAUCUGCUCUGUGGCCAUCAUCUCUGGUGGACAAGGCUACCGUCACUUUGGCAGUGCUCCGGGUGGCCUGAGUGGACGGCCAGCCCCAUGCAGUGAGACAGACAGCACACUUCUUAUCUGGCAGGUGCCCUUGGCUCUAUAGCUAUCCGCAUUGCUCAUCCAGAGGUCACAGGGCAGCUGGACCACUGCGGACAUGCCGGGACCCUUUUGGCCCACCUGGAUUUCCCUCAGGGACCUUCCCAGGCCACAGGACAGGCCUGGAUUCUCCACCGAGGCCUUGGAAGAGCAGAGGAGAAACCUCUGAAAAAAAAAAAGUUUAGAAUGUUUUGGGGAAGGGUUUUUAGAGUCUUGGGAAACGGAAGGAUACACACAGAGAAUAUGGCCUUUUUGUUUUGUUUUGUUUUUGAAGCAAAAAACAUAAAACCUCACCACUGCCUGCUGAACCUAGAACCUUUUGUUGGGGCUGAGUGAGGCUCCAAGGUGGGCGGGCCCCUCCAGGGAGAGUGUAUGUGUGAGUGUCUGAGCGCGUGACUAUAAAUAUAUAUAUAUAUAUAAAUACGUAUAUACGAUGUAUAUUAUAUGUAUAUAAAUAUGAUCUGUACAUAAUGGGUCUCUGGGAGAUGCUGGAAUAAAAGGCAAGAGAUAUGUGG